AUGGGUAAAGGAUUCAAAUUACAGGAAACGGAAUUCGCUUCGCGAACGCCUGAGACGAGCGUGUCCGUCGACCAUCCUACGGAGAACACCCCAGUUCGAUCGCAGCUCGUUCAAGAGCAGCCGACAGCACCUCCGUCAACGCCAGUAGUUCCAGCCUAUCAGCCAAUGGACCCUCGUCUUCGCGAAACACUUCAGAAAAUCAGAACCGAAAGGAACUCAGGCUUCGUCUUACCAGUCUCGACUUCACACCCUUGCGAUCAGAUGGGAACUGGGUGGUUCUCAGAUGGAACACAGCCGUCAUCCUUCCAGUCUCGUCUGCACACGCUUCGCGAUCAACUUGGAACUGCGGUUCCCACAUCGACAGCUCAACUUGGAACUGCUGUCCCCACAUCGACUGCUCAACGAACUGCCAUCCCCACAUCGACGACUCAUCGUACGGUACCAACCGCGCAGUACGGAACUGCGCUGAAUACAGGAGUAGAACAG
Ostertagia ostertagi is the source of this 486-nucleotide messenger RNA. Lineage: Eukaryota; Metazoa; Nematoda; Chromadorea; Rhabditida; Trichostrongylidae. The record is from the annotation of a GenBank genome assembly.